Messenger RNA from Columba livia (rock pigeon), 8767 nucleotides. RefSeq names its product AKT serine/threonine kinase 3 (gene AKT3). Gene Ontology annotation, molecular function: protein serine/threonine kinase activity; ATP binding. The record is from RefSeq and is a predicted model, not a curated record. Gene Ontology annotation, cellular component: nucleus; cytoplasm. The transcript has 14 exons. Gene Ontology annotation, biological process: protein phosphorylation. NCBI's taxonomy places the organism in Eukaryota, Metazoa, Chordata, Aves, Columbiformes, Columbidae. The coding region runs from base 369 to 1625 and encodes 418 amino acids.
GCUGACUCAUCAGUAGAAAUUGGGAAGAGCUGCAGAAGAGAAGGCAAACAGACAAGCUGAUAACUCAAAGAAAUACUCUUUUGAGUCGGGGGUUCAGAGUGGAGCCAUCAUGAGCGAUGUUACCAUUGUGAAGGAAGGCUGGGUUCAGAAGAGGGACAAUACCCGCUCAGAUGUGACAGCAUUUGUGACAUCACCAGUACAGACUUUCACAAGGAUUUUGAAGUCAGUGUUGAGAAUAUAUAAAAAACUGGCGGCCAAGAUAUUUCCUGCUAAAGACAGAUGGCUCUUUCAUAGGCUAUAAGGAGAAGCCCCAGGAUGUGGAUCUGCCAUAUCCACUCAACAACUUUUCAGUGGCAAAAUGUCAGCUAAUGAAAACAGAGAGACCAAAGCCAAACACAUUCAUUAUCAGAUGUCUUCAGUGGACCACUGUCAUAGAGAGGACGUUCCAUGUAGACACUCCGGAGGAACGGGAAGAAUGGACAGAAGCAAUCCAGGCUGUAGCAGACAGACUUCAGAGGCAAGAAGAGGAGAGGAUGAACUGUAGUCCGACUUCACAGAUAGACAAUAUAGGAGAAGAAGAGAUGGAUGCUUCAACAACCCAUCAUAAAAGAAAGACAAUGAAUGAUUUUGACUAUUUAAAACUACUGGGCAAAGGCACGUUUGGCAAAGUUAUCCUGGUCCGAGAGAAGGCUAGUGGGAAAUACUACGCUAUGAAGAUUUUGAAAAAAGAAGUCAUUAUUGCAAAGGAUGAAGUGGCUCAUACACUUACAGAAAGUAGAGUAUUGAAAAACACCAGACACCCUUUUUUAACGUCCUUGAAAUAUUCCUUCCAGACAAAGGAUCGUUUGUGUUUUGUGAUGGAGUAUGUUAACGGAGGAGAGCUGUUUUUCCAUUUGUCGAGAGAGCGGGUGUUCUCAGAGGACCGCACACGCUUCUAUGGUGCAGAAAUUGUCUCUGCCCUGGACUAUCUGCAUUCUGGGAAGAUUGUGUAUCGUGAUCUCAAGUUAGAAAAUCUAAUGUUGGAUAAAGAUGGACACAUAAAAAUUACAGAUUUUGGACUUUGCAAAGAAGGAAUCACAGACGCAGCAACUAUGAAAACAUUCUGUGGUACUCCAGAAUACCUGGCGCCCGAGGUGUUGGAAGACAAUGACUAUGGUCGUGCAGUGGACUGGUGGGGAUUAGGAGUUGUCAUGUAUGAAAUGAUGUGUGGAAGAUUACCGUUCUACAACCAAGAUCAUGAGAAACUAUUUGAACUGAUACUAAUGGAGGACAUAAAAUUUCCUCGAACUCUGUCUGCAGAUGCAAAAUCAUUACUAUCAGGCCUACUGAUAAAGGAUCCAAAUAAGCGACUUGGUGGAGGCCCAGAUGACGCAAAAGAAAUCAUGCGUCACAGUUUCUUUGCUGGAGUAAACUGGCAAGAUGUAUAUGAUAAAAAGCUUGUACCUCCUUUUAAACCUCAAGUGACAUCUGAGACAGACACCAGGUAUUUUGAUGAAGAAUUUACAGCUCAGACUAUUACAAUAACACCGCCUGAAAAAUAUGACGAGGAUGGUAUGGACUGCAUGGACAAUGAGAGGCGGCCGCAUUUCCCCCAGUUUUCCUAUUCUGCAAGUGGACGAGAAUAACUUUUCUGUUCUGCUGCUUCACUGUCAUCUUAGGUUUAUCACUGAAAAUGAUUCCUGAGCAUCACCACCAGUACUAGAUACUAUCUAAGAUAGCGGGGGCACUUUCAGAGACCGUUCCAAAUUGAACAAAUUUCUUUCCCAAACCUGCCUAAAAUCCAGUUUGGUUUUGCAUGGAAUAUGAGAUUUUUUUUUCUACUACGCUCUCCUGCUGUUGCUGCUGCCCACGGUCUCAGUGUAAUAGCAACGUUGAGAAGUUACUAACAGUUUCUUUGAAGGCAGAUGACUUGACUUCAGCAUUGUACACUUUGUGCACAAGUAGUCAUCUAUUUUUCCUCACAGUGGAGGCUAAACAAAAAAUGUGUUGGUCCAGCUUAUCUUCUUCCAGAAGAUGAAUCAAAAUUGUAAUUAGUCUAAAAAGACUAGUCUAUAACGUUUUCUAGCAUCUGGUUGUGCUGGUUAGAACAAGGAAACAUAGGGGUGGUGAUGUACAUAUGCAAGGUUUUUGUUAGGCAUAUCAUUACUUGAAGCAGGUCUCCGUCAUUAACAUCUGGCUGGAAUUUGUUUGGGAAAUGUUUGAGAGAAGGACUUAAACUGUUGAUAUAUAUAAAUAUAUAUAUAUAUUAUUUUUUAAUUACUGUUGGAUACUACAUAAGAAGCAGAAGGGCUGGGCUCACCCAGCCUGCCACUUAGAACUUCCAGGUUCAUGUGCAAUCAUGGAGAAUCUAACAUUACACAUGCAAGAAAUGAAGGCAUAAAAGCAGCAGUUGAAGUUGUUUAAGGGGUCUUAUAAUUUGCACCAGAUAACAUCUUUCUCAUGCUUUUCUUUUUCUUUCAUGAUAUACAUCACCUCUGAUGGCUGAAGAAUGUAGACAGGCAUAAUGGUAUUGCUUUUCACCAAAAUGUGUGCACCAAGGUAAACAGGUGUUUGCCUUACUCGUUUUUAUUUUGAGUUUGUGAAUUAGCUUUUUCUCCAGGUGUUUAACUCUGAAGAUUUUUUUUUGUUAUACUGCAGUAGUAUUUAUUUUUAGAGAUAAGGAUUGUAUGUGUCAUGUUUGCAAAUGCUGCUACAUCUUAGAUAGAACAGGCUUAGAGCAGUUAAUUUUGUAAUAUAUGGAAGGACUGUACAAGCUGAAGGGAAUAAUGCACUUUUCUCCCAUGUGGAAAUUUUAACAAGGCUCUGAAAUUGUACAUACUGCUUAGAAUCAGAUUUUUGUGAAUGAAAUACUGUCUUUUAAUUGUUUGGCAAUGGAGGUGACGAAUUCCAGCUUCAUGUGCCAAAGGGUUAAAAACAGACUAAAAAGCUACAUCUUGUGCCCUAUUGAGGAUAAACGUAAGAGCCUGACGGCACAAUAGACAAUUGCUGUUCUAAAUGAAGGAAAUGCAUUUGAACAACGAGAUCACAGUGAUUACAAGAAAAGCACUUUAUUUUAAUAGUUAAAACAGUAAAUUUCUGGGACCAGCCAUUCUCAAGCAAGGUUUGCCCUCAACAAAAAGUGUCCCGAAACCCAGCAUGUUACGUAUAACCGUGGUACCUGAUUGACUCAAUUUAAAACAUCACAAGAAACGCUCCACUGAUAAGAAAACGUCUUUCCAUUUCAGAAGAUCUGUAUCUAACAGAACAUGUGCAUAAACUUUAGCUUGGAUCUUCAGCAAUGAUAAUCUCGAUAACAAACCCUUUGGUGCUAGGAGCCGGGGCACGACGCGGUGCCGUGCCCGCGCGCACGCGCCCUUGCUAACGCCGUCUGAAAGCCCCGAAUCCAUGGGAUUAUCAUGCGAAGUAUCUUUGCGCUCGGAUCGUGUCAGCUCCCGCCAAGACUGUGAUAUCGCUGGGCACGGGGGGUCGUGCAGUGGGAGCGAGCAGCUGGCUCUGCACGGAGCUGUGCUCCCACGCGGCUGCCGUGGCCUCUCCACGGGGGAAGCUGAGUGCCCGAGCACGCAGCCCACUGCUGGCAGUGCCUGUGCUGGGACAGUCGAGGGGUAGGUGGACAUUUUAGCAAGGCAGCUAAAGACACAGACUAAUUUAGACAAUUUUUCAUGUUUUGUGUGUUAUCUUUAGUAAUGGAUGGAUAAUCAGUCAGGAAUAUAUCAUGAUGUGUAUUCUAACUAUAUAGGAUCUUGUUCUGUCUCUGUGUAACACUAAACACGUGUGUAGAGUAUCCCUCUUUGGAGAGAGAGGAGCACAGCAGGUGUGUGGCAGGGGUGUCUACACUGACAUGGCGAGUGAGGGACUGAAAUAACUGAGUACUUCACAGACGGGCAUUAACUAGUUCUCUGCAAAGGCCUCGUACUUACAGACUUAAACUAUGGUGAUACAAAAUCUGUGUUAUAUGCCUGUGUUUUUUCUCCCCUAUGUUUUCAGCUUGUGAUAGCAAUAAGUUUCUUGCCACAGGGCACCUCUGGCCACCGACCAACAGGUGCCGUGCCUCUGGCCAGCCGCUCCUCACCUGCAGGAGAAACCCUGUGGCUGCUCACCAUCGCCUAGCUAGGUAGAAUGCAGUUUGCAGUAGAUACCUGUCAGUGAAUUAUUUGAAAACCUUUUAAGGCUUCACUUCGCAUUGUACUGUCCGCCUUCCAAAACGUCAUUGAGCACGUUUAUGCUACAGAGAGAGUCAGUGGCCACGUUGUGCUGCCAGGGUUGGGGAUUCUCUCUCUUACCAGUGUUAGACAAAAGACAAGUGGGCAAGGGGUGCCGAGAGGAACGUUUGAAGAAGUUCUUUUGCUGUUUGUGGUUGUGGUUGGAUUUGGCCAGGAGGUGGUGGCUGGUUACCUGGGCGAGCCUUCCGAGCACAGGACAUUUCAGACUCUGACUCCAGCUUGUACUGAUUUCCAUGCCAUGUGUGUGCCCUUGUACUGCAGCCAUCUCGGAGGAAAUAGGUCAUUUCUCUUUGGAUUCUGGCAGUUUUGCACACAGCUUCGCUUUCCACACUAAUCCAUCUCCCAGUACAUUCCUGUCGCUUAAAGAACGUUUAUUCCAGUAUUGUUUUACAUUCUUUUCCAUCUUUACUUGCAGCUUCUUCAAGCUGACUGUUCUUGCAGGGGCCAUGUGCUUCUCCUAGAGUACAAAAGUAAGGUCUUUCCUUACUAACUGCAGGGUCUAUAUAUUACACCUCAAUGUACACACUUUGCUGCUACUGUUUGUACUGUCUACAGUAGAAUUUCCUUAUCUUGCUCCUGGUAGUGCAUUACAGGCAAGCAUGAAAUGUAAAGUAUUUAUUUAAAUAAAAACCUCUAAAUUGGUAAUUGAAUUACCUCCCUGUAGCUUUAGAGUUUGUGACAUUUCUUGACCUUGCUAGUUCUUUCAUUAGAUCCAUGCAAGAUCUAGUCAUAUGGUUAAGGAUAUUAAGCAGACACGACUAUGAACCCAAGAAACCGGAUUACUGUUGGUCAUACUUAAACUGUUUAUUUCCUUAAGUAUAUGACCCACAAGGAUGUGAAAUAACUACAAGAAACUGUUUUUGUACACUGUACAUCCUUAGUAUUUUUACACAUAUAUGAUAGGGAUGCACAUUAUUUUCCUUCGUACAGACAGCUUAAAUAAAGCACUAUGUCAAUCUGCUACUUCUGUGUUUUUUAAUGCUAAUUUGUUCUGGAGGUUUGUAAAUAUAUAUAUAUGUUCAAGCUUGCCACAAAGGACGUAUUUUUUUAUAUCUGCACAUUACUAUUAAAUAUCUUAGAGGAUAAAAUUCCUACUUUGUUCUGUGUCAGAGAAAGAAAAACUGAAAUGAGAAGGCUAUAUUGCAGAUUACAAAAGAUUUCUCAAGUUUUGGGUUAAAUAUUUACUUCAUAUUUUAAAGUAAUUUUAUAUAGGUUAGAUGUUUCAAUCCUGAAAUGCACAAAGAAUUUACUUAAUUUCUUCUUACAAGAAAAUGUACAUCGUUAUUUUUUUAUCACUGUGUAUAUAAUGAUCUGUGCAUGUUUAGUUACAAGUUUUAUUUGCUGUGAAGUCCUAGUGAUAACUGUAACUUGCUGUGACGUAUUUCAAAUACUGGGUGAUCAGUUUCAGCUUGUAAAUUAUUAAGUUACAGUAUUGUCAAAAAAAAAAGCUUUUAUGACUAAGCAAGAUGUAUCUGUGCUUUGGACCAAGGCUAUUUCCAUACAGGUGGUUCGUGUUAACUCUACGAGAUGUAUGUCACUUGUAAAAGUAAAUUUGGGUUACACUUUUAAAGUAAUGAUUACACAGGGCUACGUUCCUGUCAGAACACCCACGAUUUAAGUGAUUUGUCAUCUAAUGAAAUUCAUAGCCUCAGCCCAUAGUCAGGAGAGAUAAAACGGGCAGGUGAGAUUCACAGGGCAUCUCCUGGUGGGACUCUUUGAAGCCUGCAAGCUGGUCCAGGCCUGUUUGAACCAGCAGACUGGGCUGAGUGUCCCUAAGGGAGGUGGUCAGCCGGGGUUUAGCUCAGCUCUUGAGUUCUUGGACAUGAAUGCUUCCCUGGGGUAGAGGUGCUCCAGACAGCUCUCAGCUUUUUCUUCCUUUUUUUUUUUGUUUCCUUUCCCACAUUUUAGCAGGAAAGAGCAGGAGGCAGCCAGCCAUCGGUGCGGUGAUACGCAGAGACGAGGGACCAGGAUGUGGCAGCAGCAGGACUGUCUGCUCAGGCUGCACCUGUGAUGCAGGAUCAGGCUCUGGCUGUAGAUCUGGGCUUGCCUGGCCUAGAUUGUCUGGUCUGACACUUGUGGACUUUGUAAAACUAAGCUUUUUGUGCCUAUGUAGAAGGUGGGAGGGUAGAACAUGUAACAGGUAGACCUGGUGCUGUCUUGUGCUUAAUGAAGUAGAGUAGCUGCUGCAGAGAAAUUGAUUCCUCCUACUCUCCCAGCAACGUAACAAAUUGAGUCUGUGCCUGGGAUGAGUAUGAAAACCUCCUCCAGGUGCAUACUCUCACAGCCCAGGAUGUGUUGUUGAACUCAAACAUGUGUGGACACGGAUGGCUGGCAGCAGUGCUCUGCCCACAGCCACCAAAGCCACCUGCUAGGUGAGGUAGGUCCAGAAAGGUUGAGGGUCCGGCUGUGCCUCAGGCCAGGGCAGGGCAGCUCCAGGGUCUCAGUGAAGCCUCAGUGUUGGGACUGGGUGCGCAUGUAGCCUAUGGGCAUUUUCUUCUAUUUAAGCACAGAUCUAUGCUGUGAAAUAAUUAAAAAAAAAAAAGCUUGCAUAUUCCUAUGCUUAUAAAUAUACAUUCUUACCUGUGCAACCAUCUAUAAAGUGGUACCAUGUAUAAAAAUUGUCAACUUACUUAAUUACGGUGGAGAACCCAGAGUUUGACUAGGGAGGAUUUAUCUUCAUCAGGCUUUCUCAUCCCUGAAGACCUGAGGCCAUUUUAAGCAUGUUUAUUGUCAUAUUGGUGAAGCAGUUGAGGGAGGAGCUCAGAUGUGUUUGGCAGUUUCAUAUGGCAGGAAAUGAAAUAGGAAGGCCAAACCACUUUGAUGUAAGGGCUGUACACUAAUAAUUCUUAAAAUACAAGGGAAGGAAAGAUUGUGUCCCACAGCAAAUGGUAACUUACUGCAUGUGGUAUUACUCCUAUUUUUGUUACAUUUUAUGUUCUUGCUGGCUGAGGAGGCUUGAUUGAAAAGGGUCUUUGUGCUUUUUUCUUAUAUGAUUAAUUUAACCUACACCAGUUAAUAAAAGAUUGGGCUAAAUUCUUUCUGAAACAGGUUUGUAUUUGGAAAGUAACUUCUAAAACACAAGUACACGGUCAACCAGAAAAAAAAAGCACCCUCCAACUUUAUCUUCCAAAUGUUUUUAGUUCAAUAAUUCAAAGCCAGGGAUGGCUAAAUGCUGCUGGAACAGUCUCGUAUGACUUCAGUGUUGAGAGCCAGGCACCUCUCCUACAGCUCAGCCUUCACUAAGGGUUCCUUUGCCUUUACCCAUUGAAUGUUUUGAAGGGAAACCUGGCCCAUGGAGAUUCUUCUACAAUGUAUGGAACAUUUCGCAGUCAUUCUUACACUUUCCUGAUGGCUAGGUAGUUGUUGGGACUCUUGUAUAAACAGUGACAAAUAGCCUGUAAAAAUAAGGUUCCCAGGUAGAUUCUGGUAAUGAGUUUAUAACGAGGAGCGCAGUUGCGCCUGUGCAGGACUUACAUGCAGUAUCCUUGUCCCUCCUCCCCCUGCACAUGCUUUCACUCGACUUCAAAAGGACAGAACCAGGAGGAAAAAAAAAAAUCAAAUUAACUUUAUUGGUGUUUGUCUGUAAAUAAGGCAUCUAUGUUCAAUUAUAAAAAUAGAUAAAAACAUUUUAUAAAAAAAUUGUACAAAUUAUUAAUUAAGUCCACACUACGUAAUAGCUGUUAAAACUAGCUUACAAGCAUAGCCUUUUCAGGAAAGUUUCAGCUUUCUUCCUAGGAAGUUUGUUAGGCUGGUAACGCUUCAAAAUAUUUAUGAGUCUGUGGUUAAAAACAAAUAGAAACCAGUUGAAAUUAGCCAGGAAGUGUGCCUGUUUUCUGCAGAGGUGGCUUAGGUGAACAAGACAAGCCCAAGUUUCAGCCGGGGGCAGAGCAGACCUGAAAGAUAAAAGAUAAGCAUAGAAGUCAGUCGUCUGUAUGGGGUUGCUGGUGGUUCUUAUUUGUGUCACUUCAGCCUGCGGGCAGGUUCUUAGAAGAGAGAUACAGACCCGGCUGAGGCUGUGGUAAUGUGAUGUAAACAAGUGCUGCUGUCCUCGCCUCUGGCUGAGAUCAGGAGUCGUACAGGUAGCAAGAACAAGAGCUAUUUGAUUUCCGAGAAACAGGAUCUCCAUGUGCUUUAGACAUGGCUUGUGUUUAGCAGUAAAUAACUGAGCUCUUGUUUUGGGGCACGUCUAAGAUCCUGCCCCUUCCCCUUUCCAGGAAGGAGGCUGCAGGUUUGUGCCAGCGAGUGUUUACUGUGAAUUGUGUGGCGUGUGCUGGGGGUGGGCGGCUGCAGCAAAACAGGAGCCUGCUGCCCGGGCCGGUAGGAAACCUCUGGUGGGAAGACUAAUUCCCAGUUUCGAAGCUCUUGCAUAGCUAUUGUUUGUGCUUCCUCAGCAGCACUUCCGGACUUAAUUAAGAGCGAGACAUCAAACGGUAUUGGAGCUGGGGGAGCUAUCUAGAAUUAAGCCACUGGAGUUCUAAAAUUUGAAUUUAAGAGAUGUAAAUGACCUCAGAAAUAAAAAUAAACUUUAUACUUUGGCUGGUUUUGCA